UUUACUUUCCUUUUGUGUUUGUGCUAGAUGUUCUGUAUGAACAAUCAUUUUGGCACGACAUUGUGCAGUUUGACUAUUGUUGGAGAAGCACUGAACUGAUCAAUACAUGUAGAUUAGUACUAUAUAUAACACUAAUUACUGGCACUUUCACAAUAAGCUAGUUGUACUCCCAGAAGUAGUGUGCAACAACGACAAGGAACAACUGAAAGUUGAUUUGGUAUUUUUGCUAGUUAAACUGACACUGCUUCUAGAAAUUCCUCUUUGCUUCUGCUCACAUUCAAAUAUUUAUUAUAGAAUUUUUAUGUGGCCUCUGCUUUAGUAUGUUACAUAACUUCUUCUAAGCACCUCAUGUUGAAGAACUUGGUUUUGUUCAGUUGAGAAUGGAUAGGAGUUGGAUGCGAGCAGCAAGGUCUUCCGCCGAGUAUUCUGAAGGAACUAGCAACUUCAUAAAAUUUGCUUUUCGUACGUCAGCAAAAAGUAAUAGGAUUCUCUGCCCUUGCAAGAUAUGUGUAAACUCUCAUUGGUUAGGUGAACUUGAAGUCUAUGAUCAUUUGAUUUAUGAUGGAUUCAUGGCUGGAUAUACCACAUGGAUUCAUCAUGGAGAAAGUAUGUGGCCCUCCGAAACAACUUCAGGUCCUAGUUCACAGUUUGAAGAAUAUGCUGAUAGUGAUGAGAUGGAUGAGAUGCUACUGGAAGGAUUCGGGAUGUAUGAUACUCGUACUUUAGGAGAGGAGCAAGAGUCUGAAGAUGACUUGGACGAUGAUGCUGAAGCAUACUAUAGAUUAGUUAAUGAUGGGUGCCAAGAGCUGUACCCAGGUUGCAAAAGAUUCUCGAAGCUGCAAUUUUUGGUGAGGUUGCUUCACAUCAAGAAUAUGAGGGGAAUGAGCAAUGUCUGCUUUGAUGAGGUAUUGACGCUAAUUAAGGAGGCACUUCCAGAAGGUGAGGCCUUGCCCAAAAAAUUUCAUGGGGCCAAAAAGUUUGUGAGAGCCAUUGGUAUUGGAUAUAAUAGUAUAGAUGCAUGCAAAAACGAUUGCAUUCUAUUUAGGAAGGAACAUGCUGAUGCCAUAUCAUGCCCAGUGUGUGGCACAAGUAGAUGGAAGAGCGUAAAUACUGGAGUUGAUGGAAGGCGUGUCCACAAGGUGCCUCAAAAGGUGGUUCGUCAUUUCCCGCUAAAGAAGAGACUCCAAAGGUUGUUCGCUUCUACAAAGACGGCAUCAGAUAUGAGGUGGCACAGCGAAGGCCGCACAAAGGACGGCUUGAUACGACACCCAGCUGGUUCACCUGCAUGGAAACACUUUGAUGCUAUUCACAAAGACUUCAGUUCAGAAGUUUGCAAUGUUAGAUUUGGAUUGGGAGCUGAUGGUUUCAACCCUUUUGGAAAUAUGAAUCUCUCAUAUAGCAUAUGGCCUAUCAUCUUGAUCCCCUACAACCUUCCUCCAUGGAUUUGUAUGAAGCAAUCAAACUUUAUCCUCUCUGUCAUCAUUCCUGGUAAAAAAUCUCCAGGGAAAGACAUGGAUGUUUACAUGCAGCUGACCAUAGACGAUCUUCUGGAGCUUUGGAAUGAUGGAGUCUGGACUUAUGAUGCCUCUCGAUCUAAGAAGUUUCUCUUACGCGCCGCACUACUAUGGACAAUAAGUGAUUGGCCUGGGCGUGGAUCUUUGUCUGGAGAAAAUAUAGCAGUUUGCUCCCAUUGUCUAUCAGAGACAUGCUCUCUUUGGUUAAAGAAUGGACACAAGAAAUGCUAUAUGGGACAUCGCAGAUUCUUGGAACCUAAUCACGAGUUUCGAUUUGAUGCUGAGUCAUUUGAUGGUUUUGAGGAACAUCGAGAGCCUCCCGUUCCCCUUUCAUCACAUGAAAUUUCAAUAUUGACAAAGGACAUGAAAACUACAUACGGGAAACUGCAGCAGAAGAGCAGCAGGAAGCGACACCGUAAUCAGGUAGAUGAGAAUGAUACAAGCGUGCAGCAAGACACUUCAAUAUUCAGAAAGAGAAGUUGCUUCUUUCAGCUGCCAUACUGGGAAACACUUCUAUUGCGUCAUAAUCUGGAUCCUAUGCACAUAGAGAAGAAUGUGUUUGAGAAUAUUGCCCAUACCCUUCUGAAUGUUAGCAAAAGAUCAAAGGACAAUCUAAAUGCACGUCUUGACCUACAACAGUUGAAUAUACGCCAAGACCAACAUCCAGAUUUAACUGGAAGUAAACCAUACCUACCUCCGACAUUAUACUACUUGGAUUCACAUGGUGCUAAGAUGUUUUGCCAGGUUCUAAAGGAUGCUAGGUUUCCUGAGGGCUAUGCAUCCAACUUGCACAACAAAGGAAAAAUCUGAGAGAAACAAAGCCACUUGGGCAUCGCAACUCGAGGGAUGCAAGGGGACCCACACCGCUGGGUCACGAAGUUUUGCAGUUGUCCUUGAUCAAAUGGAGAUGGUAGAGGGUAGAGAAAUUGGGCGUGCCGAGCUUUACGUGGUUACGCAUACAAAAAACAAUGGAUAUCCAGUCAACCAACAAAGCGGAGUAAAAAUGGAUGACAUUAAAAAAAGGAUUCGGGAAGAUCCUUCUUUGAUUGGUGAG
Molecule: messenger RNA, 2568 nt
Organism: Triticum dicoccoides
Lineage: Eukaryota; Viridiplantae; Streptophyta; Magnoliopsida; Poales; Poaceae
Exons: 4
Coding region: 381-2324 (647 amino acids)
Source: RefSeq, a predicted model, not a curated record